Spodoptera frugiperda (fall armyworm) is the source of this 690-nucleotide messenger RNA. Its product is annotated as cyclin-dependent kinase 11B-like. The transcript has a single exon. Gene Ontology annotation, cellular component: nucleus. The coding region runs from base 1 to 690 and encodes 229 amino acids. NCBI's taxonomy places the organism in Eukaryota, Metazoa, Arthropoda, Insecta, Lepidoptera, Noctuidae. The record is from RefSeq and is a predicted model, not a curated record. Gene Ontology annotation, biological process: regulation of mitotic cell cycle; protein phosphorylation. Gene Ontology annotation, molecular function: cyclin-dependent protein serine/threonine kinase activity; ATP binding.
AUGUAUUUCACCGUGAUCUCAAACCAUCCAACAUUGAAGGUGGCAGAUUUCGGGAUGGCCAGAGAUUUUGAUAUACCCUAUCAACAAUAUACGCCGGUUAUGGUAACGCGCUGGUACCGUGCGCCCGAGCUGCUACUACGCAGCAAAACAUACGGCACUCCUAUACACAUGGGGAGUGUCGGGUGUAUAUUCGCUGAGCUGAUGAAUUUGCAGCCGCUGUUUCCCGGGUCAUCCGAAAUUAAUCAGUUAAAAAUAAUAUUCGAGGUUCUGGGUACACCAUCAGACACAGUUUGGCCCGGCUAUAGCAAGUUAACACUGGCAAGCAAUGUGAUAUUCGACGAGUUUCCAUCGGGCGGGUUACGCAAGAAGAUAAACCAAGACCUACUCUCGGAUAAUGGAUUUUCUUUGCUGCUGGAGUUGUUGACGUAUGAUCCGUCAAUGCGCGCGACAUCAACUGAGGCAUUGCUGCACCCUUACUUUGACGAGCAGCCGUUGGCGGUGGAGCCGGCCAUGUUUAUGACGUCGCUGUGGUCAGAGUACUCCAGCUCUGACACGGGAAAUGACCAGCAGUACUCCGGCUCUGACACAUGGUACGACGAGCAGUACUCUAGAACUGACACGGCUGACGAUCUUACCUCCGCUUCUAGUUCUUCAGUUGGUACAUCAGACAACGAUGACGGCGCGACGUAA